AUGUACUAUUUCUCCAUUUAUCCUCUGGUCCUUUUCUUUCUCUUCUCCAUAUUCCACCAUCUUCCUUGUGCUUCAAGUAAACUUGAAUUAUGUGAGACUUUGUUUGAAUGUGGUAACAUCACCGCCGGUUUCCCAUUUUGGGGAGGGACACGUCACAGAAAUUGCGGCCAUCCGUUGCUGGAGCUUCUCUGCAAUAAAAACAGCAGUACCUCUAUUAUCAUCUCAGAACAAGAGUACUCAGUUUUCCAUCUAAAUCAAACAUCUAACACUAUUAAACUUACCAGACCAGACUUUCUAGGCUCUUUUUGCUCCUCUGUGUUCACCAACACAACCUUGCCUCCCCAAAUUUUUGAGCUUUUGCCAACCUACAAGAAUAUCACUGUAUUCUACCAUUGUGACCCUUUUCUUCCUUACCUUUCAAGUCAUACAUGUCCCAAGAUAGGUCUUAUCUCAUUGUCUGAAAAUCAUAACGGUACAUGCCGUAAUGGUUUCACGGUGAACGUUCCGACGAGUUUUGUUGCAACAGAGAAAAGGUUGAAUAUGACCAAUUUAGAAAGUGUUUUAAGCAAAGGGUUUGAGGUGAAGUUGAAGAUUGAUAGAACAGCAUGUCAACAAUGUUUAUCCACUCAUGGAAGCUGUGGAUUUAACCAUACGUUGCCAUUAGGAAAUAAAUGCAAUCCACUCCAUCCGCAAACUAAGUCAGUGGGUGCUUGUGGAAAUAAUCAGACCUCGAGUAGAUUUGUCUGUUAUCAUAACCAUACCUCUGGUUCUGGACCAAGGAUGGCUGAUGGCUUGUCCUCUGGAUCGGUAGUAGAUUCUGGAGACCAUGUCGUGACGUCUACUGCAGUGGCAAUAGGUUGCGCAGCAGGUGUUAUAUUUCUGGCGGCAUUCAUAACGGUGUGUCUCCAUUGCCAACAAAUAUCACAUGAUCCGGGUCAACAAAACCUCAGGACUGUUCCACAACCAAAUAUCGAACCAUAUAAUCCACUGAAGAAGUAUAGUUAUGCACAAGUGACACGAAUCACAAAGUCAUUUGCAGAAGUGGUUGGGAAGGGCGGAUUUGGCACUGUUUAUAGAGGAACUCUUUGUGAUGGCCGUAUCGUUGCAGUGAAGGUAUUGAAAGACUCAAAAGGCAAUGGUGAAGACUUCCUCACUGAAGUUGCAACCAUUAGCCAAACUUCUCAUGUUAACAUUGUUACACUGCUAGGAUUUUGCUCUGAAGGUUCCAAGAGAGCAAUUAUUUAUGAAUUUUUGGGAAAUGGGUCUCUUGAUAAGUUUAUCUCAAGCAAGACCACGGUGGAUAUGGAUUGGCCCACACUUUAUGGGAUCGCUCUAGGCGUUGCCCGUGGUCUGGAGUACUUGCACCAUGGUUGCAGAACAAGGAUUAUACAUUUCGACAUUAAACCACAAAAUAUACUCUUAGAUGAUAAUCUUUGUCCCAAAGUUGCAGACUUUGGUCUUGCUAAGCUAUGCGAGAGGAAAGAAAGCAUCUUGUCACUACUAGACACAAGAGGAACGAUAGGAUACAUUGCACCUGAAUUGUUUUCAAGAAUGUAUGGUAGAGUUUCCCAUAAGUCAGAUGUGUAUAGCUACGGAAUGUUGGUACUUGAGAUGAUAGGAGCAAGGAACAAAGAAAGAGCUGCUCAAAACUCUUCAUCUGAUGCGAGCUCAAUAUAUUUUCCUGAAUGGAUAUAUAAGGAUAUUGAGAAGGGAGACACUGGAAGUCUUAACAUGGAUGGAAUCGUCUGCAAAGAAGAGGAGAUGGUUAGAAAAAUGACAUUGGUGGGUUUGUGGUGUAUUCAGUCUUCCCCAAUAGAUCGCCCGCCAAUGAAUAGAGUUGUGGAAAUGAUGGAAGGGAGUGUGGAUGCUCUUAAAGUGCCUCCCAGGCCUGGUUUGCAAAUUCAAGUAGCGCCUCUUCAAGAAUCUUCUACCCCCUCAGAGAACAUUUCAGUUUAUACAGAGUAUGAUCCAUAAACGUCACAUACUCUCUCCGUUUCAUAUUAAGUGUUGUUGUAGAGAAUUUUUAGAUGUCAAUCCAUUUCUAAGUAUUUCAAUUCAAAGAGAAUUCAGGUUCAUACUUAAGCUAAAUGCAAUCAAUGUAAUGAGGUGAUUUGAUUAAGCUUCUUAGAAUCAUAGGAAAUGAACAAAUAAAUGAUAAGAUCCUUCAUAUGAGUUUCAGAGAGAAGACCUUGUUCACCUCGGACAACAAACGCAUCCUUGAUAGAGUGCGAUGUAACACUUAGAUUAAAUUCACAGAAACUUGAUUCACACAAUAAACAUGUGGUUUUUGAAUUAAGCUAGGCUAUCAACAGAAAUCAGUAAAAUGUUGUGAAACUUAGGAGAAUAGAAUCUAUAUUAUUAUAAACAUAAGGAACUAUUUAUAUAUAAAGAAUUACACCGUCAUAGAAUAAUGGAAAGACUAGAAUAUGGAAAUACAAAUAUAGAAAUAGUACAAAUCAUAAGUCUAAAGUAAAUAGGAAAGUAGCCAAAGGAGAAAAGUAGCCGACUCUCUCUCUCUCUCUCUCUAGGGCGUAGCUGUCUCUCUCUCUCUCUAGACAGGCUGACUCUCUCUCUAAGAUAUGGG
This is a messenger RNA of Brassica napus (rape), 2584 nucleotides long. RefSeq names its product LEAF RUST 10 DISEASE-RESISTANCE LOCUS RECEPTOR-LIKE PROTEIN KINASE-like 2.4. The record is from RefSeq and is a predicted model, not a curated record. Gene Ontology annotation, biological process: protein phosphorylation. Lineage: Eukaryota; Viridiplantae; Streptophyta; Magnoliopsida; Brassicales; Brassicaceae. The transcript is spliced from 5 exons. Gene Ontology annotation, molecular function: ATP binding; protein kinase activity; polysaccharide binding. The coding region runs from base 1 to 1974 and encodes 657 amino acids.